This is a messenger RNA of Lachancea dasiensis, 810 nucleotides long. Lineage: Eukaryota; Fungi; Ascomycota; Saccharomycetes; Saccharomycetales; Saccharomycetaceae. The record is from the annotation of a GenBank genome assembly.
AUGUUAUUCAAACAAUGGAACGUUUACUCAGAACCUAGACAUCAUCUGGAUACUCUCCUAGAGGAUACCUCUGAUAGGGAAUCCUUGCAAGUAGCUCCGUUACCAACAAUAAAGCUGAUAACACCGAUAGACACCAGUAUCUAUAAGAAGAUUAUCAUUACAACAAAACUGUUUAGGUCCCUUUUCUCGCGACAUGCAGAUAGGGCCACCCAGGUAUCCUGCUUUCAAAUUGGCUGGCAAACCAAAGGUAAAGAACAUGUGCUGUAUCGCGAAGACUUUCAAGUUCAGGAGGACAAUACGAGCCAAACUGAAUCGCACAUCCUGGAGUUUCCAGUCCUUCAGUUCGACGAAGAGACCUUAUUUUUGAGUGUCGCGGAAGACAUUUUGCAUGUCCCGCCUGUCGCAGCAAACUUACUUUCGAGAGAAGUGGCCAAGCUUUGCGCUGCCCCACUUGAUGUUCUAGUUGUUGGAGCAAGUGACAGAAUUGAAGAGGUUAAAUAUGUAGGCUAUCCCACAGCUGACAGUAACCACAAUCUCCCCAUAUUUAAUCCACCCGAAUUUCUGACUAACUUCACUGCAAGCAUCAUGACCCAGUUGAUUUUGAACAAGGUUGAGUUCAGGGGUUAUAUUGCACCCAGCGAGGGCCCCUCUGGCUAUGAAAAACUCACCAUGGAGACAAUGGAUACGUUAAUAGAUUUGACGUGGUUUGAGCUAGGAUCUGGGGACCGCGAUGCUUAUGUCAAGGAAUGUCACAGGAAUUGGAGGCUCAAUGGGACUGCCAUGGGCGCGCAAACAGGUCUUUAUUUGUAA